AAGCCUUGACAAUACUGCUUGAGUCGUGUCAGUCAGCUGUGUUUGUAAAUAUUAGUAGCUAAGGAGUAAACGGAACGGUUCAUUUACUUAACAUAUUCUGUGGGCAAUCCAUUACUUGGUAUCGAUUUCUCAGUUUUCUUCGCCUAAAACAGCUUCAGUCAUGGCAGAUGGAGGUUUUGAUCCUUGUGAGUGUAUCUACACUCAUGAAAUGGCAAUGCGUCGUUUAUUGUCUUUACUGAGGCAGUCUCAGAGCUACUGUACAGACACGGAGUGUUUUACCGAAGCACCUGGUCCUCAAGAAUCUGCUGGCUCAGAUAGUAUGCUGCUAUUUGCAAUGGUAUGGACACUCUUAGCAAUGGUUCUUUUCUUUUUGCGACCAGCAUCGUUACGAGGUAGUUCAGAUUCAAAACCUACAAACAGUCAACAGGAUGGUGGUUCGCCUCCAGCACCACCUACUGCCAACUAGCAACCUCAGUCCUGACCACUAUUAUCAACACCUUCAUCCUUAAGUGACCUUUCUUUUGACAUACAUACCAAGAAUUUUUUAGGAAUAAUUUUGGAAUCCUGUUGUGUCCAGAUCAGUUUAGUUUUGUUUUUAAAGGUUAAGUUUUCAAAAGUCUUUUGAGUGAAUAAUAAUGCUGCUGCUCUUAUUGCUUCAUACAAGUAAAUAUCUUGAAGUUAUUUAGACAAUCAUACAUAACCUUGUAGGGGUACUGAAUGUUUUAUAUACAGUAUUGCACAUAUCUUUUAAUGUCUGAAAUGUGCAUUGCAGAAGUAUUAAUGUUAAAUGUCAGAGCCUUCCAAUUAGUAUAAAUAAUUAUGGGAAAUUAAGAUUAUACACGUAUGUUUAUAUUUGUUGCAUUGUAAAUUGUCAUUCAAGUCCCAAUUGUUUGAAUUGAAACAAAAGCAUUAGAUAUUGAGGGAAAUUCAAAGCGAAAGAAUUUGACAGAUGUAAGUAUGGGGCAAGAGUGCAAGAUGUAUUAUGUACAUUAAUGAUUUUUAGUUAUAUAAUGUUCAGCCUCUGUUUACUCCAGAAGUAACCCAUUUAUAUGGAUUAGGUUGCAACACCAAAAUUAUCAUUUCACUGCUCUGCUUCAGCUUUUUAAAAGCUAUAAAUAAACUUAGAACUACCUAAAUGCUCGAAAGUUUAAAACUGCAACCAUUGAAGAAUUUAAGGAUGAUCUUUUUUAUACAGUACUUAAGUAUUUCACAAAUAUUCCUGAAAAUAAUUAGAUAAUUAAAUUAGGAAGUUGAAUCUUGUUAAAAUUAGAAAAAUUUUUCAAAAGUCAGACCUGCUGUACAAGUUGUUUUAAUAAUCUAGAGUGCUAAGCUGUAAGGGAUUAAAAUUGAGAAAGGCUAAUUUUCAUUGUGGUAGUGAAGAAAUACGGUAGGAAUCUGCAAUAUUGUUGCAUUUGUUAAAAUAUAUUUCAAGGAUGGAUAUUUAAAAAUUUUUAAAAAGGUGUGGUUUUGUCAUAUCCCAUAAGGAAUGUGUUAAGUGAAUCACAGGAAUAAUUUCAAAGUACUAGGAUGGUCUCUAACUUGUUGAGUAGUGCCCUGCUAAGUAUAUUUUGAUGUGUAUCUUUUUAUGGAAAAAAAGUAGUUAUAAUUUUAUGCACACAUGUCCAUCCCAUGUUGGGGUUUAGAGUACAACUGGACGAACGAGAAUUGAUAUUGUUUAUAUCAUCUGUGAUAUGACACCUUUUUUUUUUUUUUUUUUUUUUUUUUUUUUUUUAACUACUUUUAGAGCCUAUGUAUGUGUGUGUUUGCUGGGCCCAUGUAAUUUAAAGUAUUUCUGUUGCAUUUGUUUAUGUACUGUUUUUAUCAUGCAACUGUUGAUUAUGUUUAUUACAUUUGAAGUUAAAAGUAACUGGAAGUUUUCAUAUUCUAAUGCUUGUGUUUGUUACUAUUUUAGCAAGCUGCAAAGUUUUAUUAGUUACAGUUGUAUUUUGAAGGCUCUACUAAUAAUUUUAAGUUUAUGGUGGAUACAACUUUUGGGUUUCUAAGUACUGAUAGUAGAGUAGCAGUUUCAUUUUUGUUCUUACACUGUUUCUUGCAAUUUUUGGGUAUGGUAUAAAAAAAAAAAAACAUUGUUACAGAAAUGGUGGUUUGAAAUUAUUUUCCUUCUAUGUCCAGAAACAUUUGAUGGUACUUUUUGUUUAUGAUUUCUGCUGUGUAACAUACUUUUAUUUUUUGUCAUAUUACUGCACAAACUCAUCCAUCAAUACUCCAUAUUCUGCCCCACCAAAUUAAUGAAGUUCAAAAUGCUUCAUAUAUUGCACAAAUCAAAUUUACACUUGUAACUACAAGUUUGAAGUUCUCCCCCACAAGAUUGCAUUAUGCCCCAGGUAAAUUUAUUGCCACCUGUUGUUAUAAAUAUAGUACAAUUUAGUGAAUGCCCUAUUCCUAUUGAGUAAUGUACUUUAUUUCUUAAUAUUUUCUCUUGAAAGUGUUCCAGGUUGUGGCACCAUAUACACAGUAUAUAUCUUUUUCUUUGCAAUAUAUUUAAUAAGACUUGGGUGAAAAUAUAUAUAGUUUGCAUUUCCAAGUAAUAUAUAUAUUUGAUAAACAUAGUAUUUAAGUUUCCAUAUUAAUAUUCAUAUAUUAUAGGUUAAUUUACAUCAGUCACUAAGAUGAUCCAGAAAAAGACAGAAAAAUAAUGCCCUCAUUUUGUGGGCCCGAUGAGGGAGAUCAGUUAUUAAUUUUUUUUCCAGUUAUUAUUUAGUUCAUUGAAAAAGUAUACAUAAAUUGCUUCAUUAUGUUCUGUUUCAGUUUGUAAAUUCAACAUUUUUCUAUUAGAUAUUUGAUAAACCAACGGAUAACACACACAAUAUAAUUUGUUGUUAACCUCUUGAACUCAAUUUAUUUGUUAAGGUUCAUACAUGACUGAGAUUGUUUUUAUUUUAAAUGCUGAAAGUACUGUUAAGUUUUUCAAACCUCCAUAUUAUUUACAAGUAUUUAUACCAAUGGAUACUUUAGCCACAGCCAUAUGGUUACUGGUACAAAAAUAUUAAAAGCAGCAAAAUUAUAAUCAUGCCCUUAAAACUUUCAGCAUUUAAAUAUUAACCCGACAUAAAACUUAUCCUGUUUAGGAAGAGGAAAGACUGAGACAGUAAUGAAUUCAUUACCUUUGUGCUGUCUAUUUUGCAGACAUUCAUUUUGCAUUUUGAUACUUCAACCCUCAAAUAUAUUUUCUAUCAUGAAAAUUUUACUUCCUCACGAAGCUUCUUAAACACUAAAAUGUUCUCAACUCAUUCUUUGUCAUUAUUUUCAAAUGUUUAUUCAAGCAUGUUCAGUUUUUGCACAUUGUAAAGUAAAAUAUUUAAUCACA
Messenger RNA from Macrobrachium nipponense, 3328 nucleotides. RefSeq names its product small integral membrane protein 14-like. The record is from RefSeq and is a predicted model, not a curated record. Gene Ontology annotation, cellular component: endoplasmic reticulum. NCBI's taxonomy places the organism in Eukaryota, Metazoa, Arthropoda, Malacostraca, Decapoda, Palaemonidae. The coding region runs from base 161 to 466 and encodes 101 amino acids. The transcript is spliced from 5 exons.